CAUCUUCUCCCACUCAGAUUUGUCUCCCUCCACUCCAGAUUCAGUCGACAGCGACGUGAAGCUUCAGAUGGAGGGAGGUUUUCCUUUGCGCAUUUUGAAGAUGUGUCACAGGAAGAGCUUCGGCUGCGAGCAGCCUCACGCUGGCCCCGGAGGCCGCACGCCAUAGCUGCCGCUGCAGAUGCUGCGUCUGGGUUAACGAUGCAGUUCUGCAGGAAGGUGCUCUGCCAGCCGUGCAGCGCCAGAGUCACCUCACCAGAGGAGGACAUGGAGUACAAGAUGGGGAGCUGCAUUGGAAUCUCACCCAAACAGACUGAAGCUCAGAGUCUGAGCGGCAGAGACAACAAAGCCUGGCCGACCCGGACAUCCAGCGGCCCGCCGUCUCCGCCGGUGCUCCCAGACGUCCCGGUCAUCGCAGGAGUGGAGGAGGGCGGAGGUGCUGCUGAAGACCAGGAGGACCAGGAGGAGCUGGAGUUCCCUCACGAUCUGCUCCCCAGUUUGGAUUUCAGCAGCGAGUUCAACAUCUGGGAGUCAUCGCUGGGCACGAGUUCGGGCCAGAAGAACCAUGAGCAGGUGAACCCCCUGCUGUUGAACCUCCAGCAUCACACGGAAGUCCCUCAAUCACUGGUGCUCAUAGACCCAAGGCCUCGCGGCUGUGAGCCGGAUCCCACGGACAUCCAGCCUUCACCUCACGGUGCCGCUGCACCUCGAUUGGGUCUCCGGGACUCACCCCAGUCUGCCUUCUUAGACCAAGAACUCCAAGAGGCCUUCCAGGAAUGUGAAGAGCAGAUGGUUUCACUGGGCAUGCCCACCUCCGCAGACCCUCAGAGGGUUUGUGACGUACACGAGACGGUUAGCAAGUCCAGUGAGUCAUGGUUGGCUCCUCCAAUUGCAGUUCAGCCGGGAUGUAGCAACGGUGACCAUGGAAACAGGAGUACACAUGGAAAGAUUGAGGCAGCAAACAGUCGGGGAGACACAGCCGUGUUUAGUUUUAGGGAUUACAUUCUGGGCACUGAAAACAAUGCUGGAAAAGCUGAGAUGAAGAGCGAAGAAACAGCAGCCGAGGAACUGGACAAAGGUUCAAAGCCAAAUGGGGAAGGAGGGAAAAAUGAACAGAGGGGAACGCCCACGUGUGUGCAAUCACAGCUAAAUACAGAGUCUUUGAGGGAACAUGGCAGCAAACAGAGAGAUGAUCCAACAGACGUUGGGCUCAGCUCCACGGAGGAAGGGAAAAACACAGCAAAGAGCGACUCCUGGGUCAAAGAAAGAAGCAAAAGUGAGGCAACAGAGACGGAAAACAUCAAGGAAGAAAAUCAAAACGAUGCCUGCAGUUGGAGAUCAGAUCUGAGAGACACAAACGCAGAUAGUAAAGGGAUAGAGGUGGAAUCACAAACAAAAGAAAGCAGCAGCUCAGCACACAAGAGGGAGGCCGGACAGAACAAAGACACAAAGAAAAAGAAGCACAAGAAAAAAAAGAAAACUGAGAAUGAACAGAGAGCAAAAACCUCUGAGCAGGAAAUGCAGGAAACUGCAUCUCUGGUAAAGGCUGGACCUCUUGUAGAUUCAGGGAGUUAUUUCUUAAACGCAGAAAGUCUGGGUGAAGAACCAAGCAGCGGACUUGCUUUCAAACAACAGCUGGGAAAACUCUCUGGCCGCCCACAAGCAUCCACUCAGGAUCAUCUUACCUCCCCCGUCUGCUCACCUGCUCCCACACUGAUGACCCAUCCGUCAGAUCACCACAACCCAGCGGAUCCUCAGAGGAUCACCGGCUACCGUGAAAGCUUGCAGCCUGUAGCAGGGGGAGAGAGAACACCCACGACACAUGUCCAAACUAUCAAAUCACAAGAGAGUCACGUUACCAAAGCAGCAAAAAUACUCAAGCGGGGGAGUCAGGGGAGCAGAAGUUAUGUGGGAGAAAGCUGCGUGGAGAGUGCCCUUGAAAAGGCUUCAAUGGUGGUUACUGCGUUGCCAGUGGCAACACCCACAAAGCCAGAAGUAAUAGAACGCACAGAAGAGGGAGAAUGGAGCGGCCAGGAUGUUUUAGAAAUCCCUGGAACAGUUUCGGGGAGCGAACAAGAAGAGAAAGCACCGGGAGGUGUGGAAGAGAGGAGCCUCCGCUCUGCAGAUGAGGAGGAGAGUGGUGAAACCCUGGACGCCCCCCCCCAGCUCUCGUUAAUCUGCUCACGAGGAAAAAGCACAGUUGCACUCUCAGCUGAGAAGGGACAGACUGCAUGUGAGGAGAGCUGCAGCAGCAGACGGACCGGCGGGGAGAGCGUCCGCACUUCACACGCAGAGAUCUCACCGGCUAACGCAGAAAAGGAGCCGCGGCGAGGAGAGGCCUCCCUGGGUGCUGCUCCCUCUGGGCUCUUUACCUGUCCUGAUUGUCAGAAUCACAGUGCUGCAGGAUUGGGAGGAGGAGGAGGAGAGGAGGAGGACGUUUCUGGGGAGCACAGGCCAUGCAAUCAGACAGAAGCCUCUGUGUCAUCAGGCGACACAGACCCACCCGCCGACUUUGCCGAGUCACGGCUGGAUUCACAGCCCAUCCCUGCUGUCACUGACCACAUCUUUCAUCUUAACCAGGAACAGUGUGGCGUGGCGACUCCACCCCCUCCUGCUCUCAACCAACAGAGCUCCAGCGAUGCAAGAGGAGGGAUACGGGCUCGUCUCCCACCGACUGAGCUGUCAGAGGAGCCGCCGCCUCCGGGACACGCUGGUGACCAGUCGUCCAUCACGGAGACAAACUGCUACCAGGUCUUUCAGCCUUCCGACUCCCCCCCGCCUUUAACUACGUCCCAGCAACACGUCGGCAGCAACCAGCAGCAAAGCAGUGCAGACAAAGCCAAAGGUGCAGCAGAAUUUGAAGACGUUACCAUGUCUGCAGUGUGUCUUCUUCCACGUGGGAGCAGAGAAGGUAACCUCAGAGUUCACUUUGAGGACAAUCCAAAAGGUGGUUCCUCUUUGGAUUUUGAAACCGUGCUGGUUUCUGUUCUGGAUUGUGCCUCUUUGCCUCCGCUGACUGUUCAUGAGAGUUUGCACUAUCCUGUCACUGAAACCAGCUACAUCUACCCAGACUACCUCCGCCUGAAGAAACCAGACAUCUCCAAAAUUCUGUCUGAGAAUGAAGCUGCGAGAUGCAGCUCUGCUGGUCAUCAGGAGACAGAGAGGGAUGGAUGCUUUGAUGCAGGACCUGAUGGGACUGAUGAGACGGAGAGAAACAUGGAUCUGUCAGGUUAUAGCAGCCUCGAGACGAGCUCUGUGGACGUACAGUCAGUGACUCAAACAAGUUCAGAGCAGCUUUUAUGUGAGGAAAAUCUGGAAGAGGUUUCCAUCAAAACUGCACAUUUGGAUGCUGAGCCUGAAGUCUUGGUUGGUGCUGACAUACUUCUGGAUUUCAUUCCUGAAGAGGAAGAAGGCAGCCUGGAUCUUCCAUCCGUGCCCCCGGAGGAUGAUGUUAACAUCACACCUGUUUCUACUGAGCAUCUGGAUGCAAUUCCCGAUCUUAGUUCAAAAUCAGCUCCAGAUCAGCCUCCUAGCCAAUCAGAAAAGCCUCCCAGUGAUGGGGUCGGUGUGGACGAUGUGAGGCUUUCUGAACAGCCAACGUCCACAACUGACCCUUCGGAUUCAACAAAAGAGGAGACAAAGACGCCAUCUUUGUUGAGUCACUCUGAGUUUAUUACUGACUGGGACGUUGCCCUCCCUGGGCAUGCAGAUAGCUGCAGUGCAGAUGGAGUCUGCACCAGUGUCUUCAGAGAGCUGGAGAGCCAUGAGAACCGUGAAAUGACGCAGACGUCUUCAGAGCAGGAUCUGGAAGAUUGCAAUGUCAGCGUUGAUGAAGAGAUUUGUCUAGAACCGGAGAGCAGAAACAAAACUUUGCGGUCUGUUGAUAAACUUGAGGAUUUUGUUACCAAUAAUGGAAAUAUUUAUUCUUCACAAGAGGAAAAUGUUCCUCUCACAGCUUGGUCUGGUGGUUCAGCUGGACUGCUGUCAAAGGAUGAAAACAAAAAAGGGCUUUUUCCUGACUCUACUGGUGAACAACCUAACAAAUCCACAGGGAACCACCUGGAAAAAGUCACCCAUUCUAUCAGUUGUCACCUGCCUGUUAAAGAUCAAACCUCCAAUGAGGUCAAAGAUGACACCAUGGAGGAGAAAAACAAAAUGACGUCAAUUAAAGAAGAUGGUGUGAGUGAUCGGCAGGAAGCAAAAGACAAAAGCAAAAACACUGAAUCAUCAGCAUUGCAGCACGCUCCAGAUAAUAAGGUUGUUGUGGAAGCUGGAGCUUUGCCAAUCAAUAAAGUGGAUUCUCCAUUAAUAAAUAGAUCUAUAGAAGGAGAAAGCAGAAAGGCAGAGGAAACCAUCCCAUCUCCCAGCAUAACAGGACCAUCUGAGAGGAUGCUACCAACCGAGUUAGAGCCCAGCAGCGGAUUUGAACGGGUUUUUAACCGACCUCUGACACCAGUGAUGGACCGCAGCUUUGACAAAGGGCUAGAUCUUGUCCAGUCACCGUCCUUGCAAGAUUUGAAGAGUUCAUCUCAGCCACAGGAGAAGCGUCAGCGACGUCGUUCCUGUGAGAAAGCAUCAGGUGACCUCGAAGGAAAACCAGUCAGACACAACACAGUUCUGAAGGGGAAGGAUGACGCAAAAUCUGUGGAGUUUUUGUGUCAGUCGGACAACAUGGAUGAGUCGUCGGCUGAUGACAGCAGUGACAAAGUAACGAUGAAUGUAAAGAAGGGCAGCAGAGCACAGGAUUCAUCAGAUAUGGAGGAUUUUGAGGUGCCUUCUCAUCCUCCAAUGGAUAUAAAAGACAGAAGAAGUGCUAUUGAGGAAAAAAAGGGGAAAGUCAAAGAAAACUCAUUAGUUGAGGCAGAAGGUCACGUGAUAAAUGAAGAAAGAGGCCCUGGGUUUGUGGUAAGUGAUGCACAAACCCAUAUUAUGUCCGACACAGAGACUAUGAGGCAUUGGGGUGCUACAGAUCAGCAAACUGCAAAUCUAAACAUCUCCAUAGAACCUGAAAUCUCAAAGAAUCUUACAGUUUCUGUUGAGUUUGCUUCCCAGCAGCUUGAACUUUCCCUCACACAAUCAGAGGUCAUCUCAGACGACCGUAGGGAGCUAGAAAACCAUCCUGAAGAAACGAAUAGCUCUCUGCGGGAUUCGACUGAGGAGCCUGAAACUGCCAGUUUCUCCACAGCUGUGACGUUUGGUAGCAGUGAAAUCAAAGAUGCAACAUGCAAUCUUCCAGAACUGCAAAGCCGCAAAGAAAUACCAGCCUCCAAAAUCUGGCAAACAAGCCAAACGAUUGCAAAAGACACAGAUGUGGAGGAGAUCCCAGAAGAUGAGCCAGCCUCUAUGGAAGUUAGUCAGCGUGGAAUUGGCCAGGUGUCCUCGAGCUGCCCCAAAAAUGUCAGUGGGGUGUCAGAUGGUGCUUUCAUGGCUUCAUCCGUUGAUUCAUCAAACACCCUGGUGCCUCUCAAAGAGAAACAACCGUUGUCAAAGUCGCAGGAUGAUGUCAUGGUCACCUCUGAUGAAUGCAGUCCACGAGAAGCUGCUCCGGCCUGCAGCUCUCAAGUUAAGCAAGAUUCUGUGAAGGCAGAAGGUGUUGACAUAUCAGAGAGUCCCGCUUUGGAGAAGGAAGCACAGAAGAACUGGAUAAAAGAGCUGAAAGAAGCUGCAAUGCUCUGCCACAUGGAGCAGGAGAACAUUGGAGAGGAGUUGAGGCCUCUUCCAUCUCUGGACUCUCCUCAGCUAAGCUUUUUAACUACCCCGGAGGAAAAGGCCGGUCUGCUGAGGGAAGAGGAGAUCCCGCCACCGCAUCAGGCAGCAGAAAAGACUCCACAACACUCGGAAUCUCUGAAUCUGUUCAAGAGGCCAGUAGAUCUCCCACAGCAAACUGCAGAUCUUUCCAGAUCAGCACAGAAGCCAGAGCUCUUGGAGGAAAAAACAGAACAAGGCAAGCCGUCAGAACCAACAAAAAGGGAAGAUCCUCCAGAGGAGCUUCCAGGAUCUGAAUGGGAACUGUCAGAAGCAGCAGACGAUCAGUCCGUAAAUCCAACUAAAACAACAGUUAAGGAAGAAGUACAGCGUGAAAAGACAUCAAAGCUUGAAGAGCAAGACAAAACCCUGCCAGAAGAACCAGAGCACCAACCAGUGGAUGUCCUUGUUAAAGCCCCAGUUGAGGAAACACCAGCGCUACAACACGAGGGAUCCCCCCUUGCUGAGCCGGCAGGAGGAGGUCACUCUGCCUCUGCUCCUCCUGGACCUCCUACUCAACAGCCCCGCCUGUCUGCCUUCCCCACCCACCUCCAAGACGCCACACAGCCCUUUGCUCCUCUUCCUCGUAAAGCAACCCCACCCUCCUGCCUGUCUCCUCCAAGUUCUGCAACCACUCCUCCACCUUUAGCGCACCAUCCUGAAGACCCUUCUGCUCCCUGCAACGCCCUUCAAAGGAGCUCAGACUCUGAUGGUGCUUUUGAAACUCCUGAAUCCACAACUCCAGUGAAGGUCGCUUCUCCCGUUGAGCCCCAUGAAGAGACGGUCACCUCUGAUGAUCCAGGUGCAAAUACAUCAGUCAGUGACGCUGCCUCAGCCACAGCUGAUCCACGGUGCAGUUCUCCACCCAUUACUUUUGACGAGAACAAGCCCAUUGCAGCAAGUGGUUCCUACAAUAUUGACAUCUUGGCUGGAGAGCCGACCGGUCACAGUCUGACCCGUUCUCUGAGCCUUCAGGGUGGAGAGCUGGAUAGCUCUGGUCUAGUGGAUGAAUCUGCUUCAGGAGGCUUCCGUCCACAUUCGGAGUCAUUUAGCGUAGGUACCGAUAGCGCACCAGGAACACUCCGCAGGCCCAAGAAAACCCGCCCCGGGUCGGUCAAGAAGAAGCCUUUGCUGCGACAGAACUCCAACCCCGAGAGCCCGAGGCAGACUUCAACCAGCAGCCCUCCAGAAAUCAAAAAGACAAAGUCCAGGACUGAAAGCCCUCUUCAGGCUCAGGAAGGAGCUGAAGGAGGCCCCGGAAGUCCAGGAGGGACUCUUCAGAGAGUUAGGAAGGGCCGUGUGGAGACUCCUCCUCCUCUCCUAGAGGAAACAAACGACACCAACGGGAAGGAGAAGGUAGAUGUUUCUGCUGUACCUUUGUGCCAAGAGGAGGUCGCGCCUCCCUGCAGCCUCACAGAGAAAGACGACUCUCCUGCCCCCCCCAGUGCUUCUUACCAAUGGGAUCCAGAAAACUUUGACAACAUUAACCCCUUCAAGACUGGAGGAAGUAAAAUUGCCAAUUCGCCCGAACUGAAUCGUAUAGAUCCAGUCGGUGGUGUUGUUUCAAGUCUUUUGGAGAGUCCUCCCAUCCCUCCUCUGGAACCACACCUCCCCAUUCCCCCUGCUCCUCUUGAACACCAAAUCCUAAAUCCAGAGGAGCAACCAGUCUUACCCAAGCCUCAGUCGGUGAGGCUGGAGUUUGACUACUCUGAGGAAAGCUGUGAGGCUCCACAUCAGGCCUCUCCUCCAGUCAGGAAAGUGGGAAAGAAGCCCGGUGCCAAAAUGCCUAUAAGGAAACCAAAGACUUUGUUGAGAAAGGCGCCUCCUCCACAGGAGCCGCUGGACAACAACCCUACUCAAGCUCACAAUGGCAACGAGGAGGAAAUUCCCAUUCACAAAGGCUCUUACAACUUUGACUCGGACAAAUGGGACGACCCAAACUUCAACCCCUUCACCGCAAAGAAAAGUAUUUCCAACUCGCCAAAAAUGUCAAGGGGGCUGUACAACUUCGACUCCAACAGCUUCGACGACUCCAGCGACCAGUUCAACUCCUCCAGCAAGGUGGGCAGUUGUCCUCCAAGAGCGUCCGCCUCCUUCGAUGUGACAUCCAACGACUACGAUAACGACAACGACAACAUCGGGGAAAUGGACAAUCAAAACCAGAACAAACCCAUCAAGAAGAAAAAAACGCCAAUUAAAUCGAGGUCCAAGGGUGUGUCGUCUCUUUGUUGUUUGUUUAACACUUUCAGAGUGAAGAGGUCACCAAAGAAAUCCCCGUCGGACACCUCGCAGGAUCCCAUGCCUGCAGACGAGUCCUCCUCGCUCCACCCUGCAGACGACCACGCCACAGACGAGGAGAAGCUGGCGUCCUCCACCAGCCACAAGUGGGGGCCUCUGCAGGACGUGGACUCAGAACUGAGCUCCGAUCAACAGGACUUCCCUCAGCCGUGCGACAUUGCGUCUUUUGUGAAUGAGAACCGCCUCCCUCAGGAGACUCCAGCGCAAGACUAUGAAAUUGAGUACAUGGAGAAGAUCGGUUCUGCCUCCCCACCGCUGUCGGCAAAAAAGCCGUCUUUGUACUUGAAGUUGGACUCUGUGUUGGACAGCUUAGCCAAAGACACUCAUGGGUCUGAGUCCAGCUCCCCCUGCACAGGGAGUUUUGAGGAGAUGGAGGCGCAGAUAACGGCGGGAAUGAAGACGCCGGUGUUGAGUGCGCGGCCUGGACCCGAAGGCUCUGCUGGGGAGAAGGGCAGGAAGAGGGAAAGCGAAGCCCUCAGCCGAACACAGAGCACAGAGAGGGACGAACAGCCCCCUAGCCAAGGCCCAGUGGAGGCCCCUGCUCCAGCCCAGGCCACGCUCCUGUUAGACAGGCUGUCUGAGUGUGGCGACCCCCUGCAGUACCUGGAGCCUGACCUGGCUGAGACCAACCCCGCUGCAUUCGCCCAAAAGCUACAGGAGGAGCUGGUGCUCGCUGCCCUGAGGUUAGAGGCUCUACAAGUAGCCAAAAACAUCUCUCAGUGCCCCUCCCUCUGCAAUGUAACCCCACAGUCGCGACUCAAGAAACCCGGCCCUCGGCGGUGGAACAUUAACGGUUCACCCUUACUCAAACACAGAGACUUCUCCUCUUCGCUAGAGAGUGACGUACCCAAGAGCUCGCUGUACUCCCGGACCGGCACCACCAGCUACAUCGACGGGGAGAGUCCUCACCUGCCCAGAGAUCUGGACCACUCAUUGGGAAUUGCACGAGAAGAGAUUGUGACAAAGGAGAAGGAAGUGCUAGAGUGGAAGAGGAAGUAUGAAGAAAGUCGGCAGCAAGUGUUGGAAAUGAGGAGGAUUGUUGCUGAGUAUGAGAAGACGAUUGCACAGAUGAUAGGCAUGCCAGAGGACGACCAGAAAGAAAAGUCUCUGUCCCACCACACCAUCCAGCAGCUGAUCAUCGAGAAGGACCAGGCCUUGGCCGACCUCAACUCCGUGGAGAAGUCCCUGGCUGAUCUCUUCCGCCGGUAUGAGAAGAUGAAAGACAGGCUGGAGGGCUUCCGCAAGAAUGAGGAGAUUCUGAAGAAAUGUGCUCAGGAUUAUCUGUCACGGGUGCAGAAGGAGGAGCAACGAUAUCAUGCCUUGAAGAUCCACUCAGAGGAGAAACUAGACAAGGCCAACGCAGAGAUAGCACAGGUAAAGAGCCGUGCCAAACAGGAGCAAGCGGUCUACCAGGCUAGCCUGAGGAAGGAGCAGAUGAAGGUGGACUCCCUGGAGCGGACGUUGGAGCAAAAGAACAAAGAGAUCGAUGAGCUCACAAGGAUCUGCGAUGAGCUGAUCUCCAAGAUGGGGAAGUGUUAGCAGCAAGGCAAGCUGGCUUGACGCAGAACCACGGAGGUUUAGCUUUCCAAAAGUUCUAUGGGAGGUUCUAUGGGAGGGACUUCGCUGUACAUUUUCUGGUCUCCCUGUGCAUUGUGCUGUUCUGAGACCCGGUACAAAGUUUUAAAAGAUUUAUCAUAUCACUAAUGAGUGUGUCUGUGUGCAAGUGUGUGUUUGGGACUGAGGGAGUGUUUGUGGGUUAAAUGAUGUUGCCAUGACAGCCACUGAGGGAGAAGACUGUUUACCUGCUCCUGUUGUUGUCUCCUCUGGAUCGUAGAGAAUGCUAGACUUUGGAAAUAAAAUAAAAAAAAGAUUUAUGUAGAAAAUGUUGUAACGGAACACAAACUGUCACUGGUAUAAUUUUUUUUUUGCAUGUAAAAAAAUACAAAAAAAUGUUAUUGUUUGUACAUAUUGUACUGUAGGAGAGUCCCAGUAUAAAAUGAAUUGUGCAUUUUUUUGAUAAACAAGUUAUUCAUCCGCUUUCUCUCAUGUAACCGUGUAGAUAUUUGUCAUAGCUUUUUCAAUGAAAUUGUGUAACUUUAUUUUUUGGAUUUAAUUUUGAUAUAAAUCAAACUAAUGUUGUUCAGUUGUGAGGAAGAGCUGAAUUUGGAACAAAUGUGCUCAUCCUGCAACAGCUGUCACGCCCAGAAAUACUCUGCACAGCUACUGUACAGCAUCGGCUUAUGAAGUGCAAUAAAACAUGGCAAUACAGCUUGACAUUAA
Oryzias latipes (Japanese medaka) is the source of this 10320-nucleotide messenger RNA. Lineage: Eukaryota; Metazoa; Chordata; Actinopteri; Beloniformes; Adrianichthyidae. The record is from RefSeq and is a predicted model, not a curated record.